AUGUCAGUGAGAUGCAGGGCUGCGUUGCUGGCGCUCCUGCUGGGCGCCGCGCUCUUCUCCUCUGCGGGGAAUCGCGGCUCAGAAGCGGCCAAGAUCCUGGCCGUGCCCGCCGACUGGAGCCACUGGAUCAUCAUGAAGACCCUGCUCCUGGAACUGGUGGCGAGCGGGCACCAGGUGACGGUGCUGAGGAGCAACGACUCGCGGGGGUUGGAAACAACAUCCGAGGAUUUCACGCUGGAAACUAUCCUGGUGCCGGCAGCUGAGCCGCACAGAGCGCGGAACGCGAGCGAAAUCCGUGACAUUGUCUUCAACUCGCUCUACGUGGAAGACGGCUUCCUCUCCAGCCUUGCUGCCGCCCGCAGCAUGUAUGCCUCACUCCUCUUUAACAAUGAGGUGACCAUCCCGGCCAUCCGCGCGUUGUUUGACGACCGCGCACUGUUGCAGCGACUGAAGGGAGCAGGGUUUGACCUGACUUUAGCCGACCCUUACCAUGCGGCCGGGGCCAUGUUGGCACAGGUACUGGGCACGCCGCUGGUGUUCUUUGGCAGGUGGAUGAUUGCCCGGGGAUCUCCACUUUAA
Molecule: messenger RNA, 579 nt
Organism: Amblyraja radiata (thorny skate)
Lineage: Eukaryota; Metazoa; Chordata; Chondrichthyes; Rajiformes; Rajidae
Product: UDP-glucuronosyltransferase 2B13-like
Exons: 1
Coding region: 1-579 (192 amino acids)
Molecular function (GO): UDP-glycosyltransferase activity
Source: RefSeq, a predicted model, not a curated record